Messenger RNA from Xyrauchen texanus (razorback sucker), 1415 nucleotides. Its product is annotated as small ubiquitin-related modifier 3-like. Gene Ontology annotation, biological process: protein sumoylation. The transcript is spliced from 4 exons. Lineage: Eukaryota; Metazoa; Chordata; Actinopteri; Cypriniformes; Catostomidae. The record is from RefSeq and is a predicted model, not a curated record. The coding region runs from base 115 to 399 and encodes 94 amino acids. Gene Ontology annotation, cellular component: nucleus. Gene Ontology annotation, molecular function: protein tag activity; ubiquitin-like protein ligase binding.
AUAGUACGGAAAGUAAAGCGCGUCACCGUCGGCAGCUGUGUUGCUCUACAGUGCUGAGAGCGCAUCUUGUGUUCAUUAUACCUCCUUAAUACAGACCAAUAGCCACCUGCUAAAAUGUCCGAAGACAAACCUAAGGAGGGAGUGAAAACCGAGAACGACCACAUCAAUCUGAAGGUGGCAGGCCAGGAUGGCUCGGUGGUCCAGUUCAAAAUUAAAAGGCACACGCCGCUCAGCAAAUUAAUGAAAGCGUACUGUGAGAGACAGGGUUUGUCAAUUAGACAGAUUAGAUUUAGGUUUGACGGCCAGCCAAUAAAUGAGACAGACACACCUGCGCAGUUGGAGAUGGAGGACGAGGACACAAUUGAUGUAUUUCAGCAACAAACUGGCGGCUCCUGCUAAACUCAACAUAUGGACCACACAUGUAUCUAUUUUAUGCUCAUGAUGUUUUCAUUCACAUUAUUUCCCCUGCUCUCUCUCUCUCUCUCUUUUGUUGUCUCUAGCUUUCCUAGAGUGGGCAUCAAAAUGUGUUUCCUGUGAUCAAUAUUUAAACACAUGUUUUAGACAGCUACUGUGGUGGGAAAACAAACACAACCUGGCUGCCAGAGGGUGUAGUUGUUCAAAUUGUCCACAAGCCUCGUCUGCUAUCUGUUAGACCGCUGGAUUGAAUGUUGUUCAGCUAAUUCACUGAACAAGCCCAAAAUAGAACCAAUUGACUCCCAAUGUUUAUUCGCCCAAUAAAAGGUGGGGGACACUUAGUUUGUUUGUUUUUCAUCCCUUAUUCUAAAGAGCUUUAAGUACUCCUGUUUCAGCUCAGAUUCUAUUUGCCUGUAUGUGUUGUAGAAAUAAGUUCAAUCAGUGUUGUAUUCAUCUGCUUUUUUUAAUGGGGCUGCUUCUAAUUGGAGCUCACUGCAAGAGCGGGACUGUGGACUGUUGUGAUGGUCAUUUAAAAGUGUAGAGACUUGCUACAUGACACAAUUUGCAGACAAACCUUCUGGACCAAACCCCAAAGAUGGUACUCUGAUUGUCUGACAAGGGCACAAUUAUACCAACAACUUCUAAGUUCAUACUUUUUAAAUGUGUAGAAAUAUAUCGCUUUACCAUUCCCAUUUCCUCACAUAUCUUGACAGAGGAUGUAGGAAUGUCCUAAAAGACCAAUAUGUCCCGUUUUUAUUUUUAAAUCCCAUAACUACUACCAGAUCUUGAAGCUAAACAAAAGGGAAUCGUUUCAAGCUUUGUUGCAGAAAUGUAUCCAUCACUCAAGGACUGGUCUAAUCUCUUUUAUCAUCGAUACCCCUCCCGCUGUAAUUCAUAUGGUUCACAGGGAGAGAGGCUUUUAAGGGUUGACUCAAAGAUUUCCGGAUGUUGGCAUCUUUCUGUACUGAUUUGUACAUUUUUUUUUUUUUUUUUUUUGUCCU